ACUUGCUCACGAAUUGUUCGCAAUGACGUUGUUUAUUUAGGCUAGUAAGGAAUGGGCCAAAGACAAAAGAAAUUAUAAAUGGGCCAGGGGAUUUAUAAAAGCCCAUAAUAUUGAACGGAAGUUAACUAACGGCGUUAAAACUUCGAUCUCGGUUUUUUAAAUUUUUUUUUAAAAAAAAAAGGAGUUUUCCCCUUUUCUUCUCCAACGGCUCCUUCAUUCCUUUGGAUCGUCUCUCAGUUCGUUUCUUCUCUUUUUUUUUUUUGUCUCCUUCCCAUUUUCUCGCAGAUCGAUCGAUUCAUUGAUGAAAUCUCUGUUUUGAAGAUUCAAUAGUUUCCGAGAUUCAGUAAAGAUGGAGAAGAAGGUUUGUGAAGAGCUUGAUGAAGUGAAAGCCGCGAAUGAGAAGCUUAGUAUUGACUAUAGAAACAAAACGGAGCUUCUUGAAAAUCUAAACAAGGUCCACAAGGAACAAUUAGCUGAGAUUCGAGAGGCGAGAUUGGUUAACGAGAAGCAGUGUUUUGAAAUCGAGGAGAAGACAAGACUUGUUUCUGAGUUGGAGCGAGCAAAAGAGGAUCUGCAACGUUGUUUGAGAGAGAAAGACUCUGUUCUCAAGCUUGUGAAUGUUGCUAAUGAUAAGCUUAGAGCUAAAGGGCAAGAUAAGUACCGGGAGUUCCAAGAGGAGAAGCGGAGUAUGAUGUCUGCUUUGGAUGAAGCUACUGAGAAGAACAUUGAUCUGGAGCAGAGAAACAAUGUCUACAGGGCUGAGAUUGAGGGGCUCAAAGGGCUUUUAGGUGCAGCCGAGAAGAAAAGGAUUCAAGUUGAGAAAACUGUUGAAGCUAUGAAAGAAACUAGAGGGAGAGAUGAUGUGGUGAUUAAAGUGGAAGAAGAGAAGACUCAAGUAGAAGAGAAGCUCAAGUGGAAGAAGGAGCAGUUCAAGCAUCUUGAGGAAGCAUAUGAGAAGCUUCAAAAUCUGUUCAGGGAUAGCAAGAAAGAGUGGGAGGAAGAUAAAUCAACGCUUCUGGAAGAUAUCUACUCUCUUCAGACCAAACUAGAUUCAGUAACUAGAAUCUCAGAGGAUCUUCAGAAGAAGUUGCAGAUGUGUAACUCUGCGCUGACACAAGAAGAGACCAGAAGAAAACAUCUUGAAAUCCAAGUUUCAGAAUUCAAAACCAGAUACGAAGAUGCUUUUGCAGAGUACCAAGACGCUAGAACACAACUUGAUCAUUUGGCUGGCAAAAGAGAUGAGGAAGUUGCAGAGUUGAGACAAUCCUUGAGCAUGAAGGAGACGUAUCUUAAAGAGAUGAAGUAUGAGAAUGGAAAACUGGAACAAGAAAACCACGAGUUGCUUGGUUCAUUGAAAGAACUCCAGGAAGCUACUAUUCAGGGAUCAGGAAGUUCUGCAUUAUCGAAACUGAAAAACAAGUUUCGGAACUUGGAAAACAUUCAUAAGACCUGUUCAGCUAACUUGAGAAGCAAAGAAGCUGAAUGGAGUUCUCGACUGGAGAAGAUGGCAGAAGACAAAAAUGAUCUUCAGUUGCGGUUGCAAAGCAAGGAGGCAGCACUGAAAGAUGUCGAGUUGGAACUUGAAAACUGUCACUCUUCUGCAGCUAAAAUGAGACUACAGCAUGAAGAGGUCUCGGUUAUGUAUCUAGUACUAAGUAGAACAGUCUCCGAGGCUCAGUCAAGGCUUGCAAAUGUUGAGGAUGAACAAAUCAAGGAUGAGAAAAGAGAAGAAAAGAGCUAUUCCCUAUUGAUGGAGCAGCUAGAUCAAAAGAAUGCUGCGCUGGCCAAGGCGCAUCUAGAGAUUGAAGAAGAAUGGGAAAGGGUCGCAUGCUUACUGAAAAGAAUAGACAUGCUGGAUCUUUUUGAAGAUCAGAAUAUUCAGAUGGAAAAAGAAGUAGAGAGGUACAAAGCAAUGGUUGAGGAAUCCUCUAGAUUCCAAACACAGAUGAAACAAAAACUAAAAGAGGCUGAAAAUGAUUAUGAAGAGAAACUUCUACAAGUCUGUGAUGCACUGGACAACACAAACUCAGAUCUCGUUGCAGAACGUGAGAAAGUGGUGGCUUUAACAAGGCAGAUUGAGUCCUUUGGUUUUGUCAAAGAGAAGAAUUUAGUGUUGGAAAAAGAAAUUCAGAAGUAUAAGGAGAUGCUUGAGGAAUCACACAAGUGUCGGGUGCUUUUAGAGGAGCAGAUUUCGCAGCUUGAAAGUGAUUCCAAGGAGAAUAUUAGAGAACUCUGCAGCAAGGUGGACAUUGCCUAUGCCAAGUUGGCAGAAGAGGUUGAGAAGACUGCCUCAUUGGUUAAAAAAAGUGAGGCCAUUGAUCUAAACGAAGAGCAUAGGCAACAAGAGCUUGAUAAAUACAAGGAGAGGCUCGAGAAGUCUACCAAAAGUCAACUUCUCUUGCAAGAGAAAGUCGUAGAGGUGGAGAACGACUCGAAACGGAAACUUGCUGACGUUUCUGAGGCCCUAGAAACAGCAAAUUCUGAAUUAUCUGAUAAAACCUCUGAAGUGUACCAGAUUGAAUUCCAAUUGUGGAUCUGGAAAUCUAUUGCUAAAAGGCUGAAAGCUGAACUAGAGCAAAACCAGAACCUACGCAAAAGAGUAGAGGCUUCUCUUCUUGAACAGGUUGGAGUUGGAGAAGCCAUAAUGCGAGAGAGGAAUGAGCUUAUGCAUAAGCUAAAGGCUAUCAGCUCUGCAAGAUCGUCUGACUCGGAGAUAGAAACACUUAUGAGGGAUAAGGACGAUAUGUUGGAAAACCUACAAAGAGAGGUAGAGUUGUUGGAACAAGAAUCACUUAGAAGGGAGCUUGAGGAUGUCGUUAUUGCGCAUAUAGUUACUGAAAGGGAACUGCAGAAAGAGAGAGAGAUUUUUGCAGGUGCUUUACAACAGAAAGACCAGGACUUGCGGGAGGUGAAGCAUAUAUUGGAGGGUUCAUUCAAGUCUGUAUCUUUGCAACUGGAGGAGGAGCAAAACGAGGUUAACAUGCUCCACAAAGCAUGGGAGAAACUCGCUGCUACGCAGAUUCUUACCGCGGUAGAAACUGAAUCAAAAAAGAUGAUGAUCAUAGAGCUUGAAGGGGAAAUCUUUAGUCUCAGCCAGAAAAUCAAAACAUCAGGUGAAUAUGCUUCUUGUUUCAGACAAGAAGCAACCAAGUUAGGAGCUGAACUGGAAACUAAGCAGAGAGAGUUGGAAGAAGUAACCACACAAAUGCAGGCGAUGCUAAAAACCUCAGAAGCGGAAAAGACAGAGCUAUUAAAGGAAGUUGCGAGUUUGUCAUCAGAAAAACGAAAUCUUUUGAGUUUUAUCAGCGAAGUAGAGGAUGGAAUGUUGAAGCUGUGUGAUGGAGACACGAAGCUGAUGAAAACUUUGGAGAGAGUUACACAAUGUUGUGAUGAAUUUGGUAAAGAGAACAACAAUGGCGAAACUAUUGGUUCUCCAAGAUUGGCAAUGAAGCAUGACGAUGCUGUAAUUGAAGAAGAAAGGUCACCUUUUAGACAGCUUAACCAUUAGUUUGAUUGAUUCCACAGAAGAGAUAGGGAGGAUUUUUUUCUCUCUUAGAAAACUUUGUUUUUAGUGUUGAUGUAUCUUGAAGCUUUUUAACGAAACCCUUUACGCUGGACAGAGGUUUCGCUCGUGUAAUAAACAAACGUGUUAGCUUU
This is a messenger RNA of Camelina sativa (false flax), 3657 nucleotides long. Lineage: Eukaryota; Viridiplantae; Streptophyta; Magnoliopsida; Brassicales; Brassicaceae. The record is from RefSeq and is a predicted model, not a curated record.